This is a messenger RNA of Paramuricea clavata, 7072 nucleotides long. The record is from the annotation of a GenBank genome assembly. Lineage: Eukaryota; Metazoa; Cnidaria; Anthozoa; Malacalcyonacea; Plexauridae.
UAAUUUGGCUUGUCUAUCGGAAUCUCGACUUUUCUGCACGAAUUUUGUAGUUUAUUAGGCGUAUAUUUUUCUAUUUAUAACAAUUCGGGCGUUAUAAAUAAAUAUUUACAAGAUCAAAGCAGGAAAUGAGCGUUACACGGAAGACAAAUCGAUCAUAAAGUCAUAAAGUCAAGUUGUGUUGACAUGGUAUGGAGUUCGCGUCCAUUAGCAACGAAAAGCAUUCAUGUGUAGCGAGGAAAUAGCUUUGUUUAGAAAUGGGACUGUAUUGAAUCAUUUUGUAUAUUUUUGAAAUCAUCGCUGUGAAAUGACUGAGGAAAAUUUGGGGGAAAGAGAGGACGCUUCUUCACAAGUUUUAUAUGAACAACUACAAGGCGAAUACAACAAGCUUUUAAAACAAUACGCUGCCGCGGAGAAUACUAUAGACGUAUUACGAACUGGAGCUACUGUUCAUUUGUACACAGAACCGCUAGAAAGUAGACCAAAUAGCCGUUUAAGCUUUGAAACAGCAAGAUAUCCACAGAAUAUCAACUUUCCCAGACCGCUACAAGCAAGCACAAGUGAAUUUUCGACCAUGAAUGAGACCUGUAGUACAAUUUUCACAACAGGUGGUCGGGUCGAAACACCAAUUCAACGGGAAAAUACUAGAGGAAACCUUUCUCUACAAGCUAGAAUACAAGCUUUGAAAGAAGAUGUAAACACGGUUGAAAGUAUUUUAUCCGAAAGUGGUUUAAAUAAUGAAGAAACGCUAAACGAACUACUUGUUAUUUGUACACAACUUCAUAAAGAACAUAACACACUCACUCGCGAGCUAAAAUUACAGUCACGAAAUACUGUGGGCCUUUCUGCAUCGAGGUAUGAUAUUUCAAUUGUGUUGAAACAAUUAUGUUUUAAAAAGCAGCUUAUAAUUAAAGUUAAUGUUGUAAAAAGUGUUUGUUAAAAAAAUAUCUGUUGUAUAUAUUAUACUUGGGGUAUUAUUUUAGCGUGCAAUUUUGAACACGUAAUGAUUACUAUAAUUUCUUCUAAUCGGUAAAUCUUUGAUUUUCCAGUUAUUAGCCAUCCUUAUGAAAGUGAAUAAAAUAUAUGAUAUUUUUGAUAUCUCCAAAAUUAAUUUAAAUUAUUGCAGUAUUAUCAGUAUUAUUACUGAGCUGGCCAAGACUGAAAUUCUCAGAAAUUUUGCUUUCUGAAAUUUGCUUUCUAAAAAUUGUAUUGUAAUUUUUUGCUGUUAUUUUUCUUAUUUUCAGCGAUGGCAAUAAUUUUAGUACAAAAACAGAAUUGCAAAAAGAGGUAACAGCUGUGAAAAACACUUUGCAUAUGAUGUUUGUUAAUAAUUAAUGAUAAUUUUAACAUAUGUGUCAUAUUUGUAACAGCUGUACAGAAUUGGUUUACGCAUUGAGGAAAUUCAAGGAGAUAUUAUGGCUGGAUUGAAAACAAAGAAACCCACUCCUGCAGUUAAAUCGUAAGUUUGAAAGAAAUGCAGAUACGAUAGUACCGGAGGGGUAGUACAUAAUACUACAAUCUAUUUAGGAGUACAUCAAAAUACAUAUAUGUACAUAGAUGUAUACAUGUUUAUGAGGAAGUUCAUAAAUGUGCACAUAUGUAUGUAUAAGUACAUUGAUAUCGAUGAAAGGACAUAGUUGCACAUGAAAAUACAUAAAUAUACAUAGAAGUACACAAAUGUACCAUGUUGUAUACUUGUAUACAAAUGUACCUAAAUGCAUGUAAUUAACAUACAUUUUAUAAAAUUUAGAGAAAAACCUUCAAAUGAUAAAAAAGCAUCACUGAGCCCAGAUCUUGAGAGUCUUGUCAAGGUAAAGUUUAUACAUUAAUUAUGCUAUAGUAGCUCCCAGUAUAUACAACUAGAGACAUCUCUAUAACCAAGUAGGGUGAUGAGUGCUGUUGGUCUCUAAAAAAACUCUUAAUUUAUUAUAUUGAAGGAAAUGAGAGAUUUAAAAGAUGCCAGUAUUAAAAACAGUCAAGAGAUUCUCAACAGGUUUGUAUUGGUGAAAAUGCACUAUAGACAAUCAUUUUGUCUCCACCUCCCAAAUGCCCCCCCCCCCCCCUUGAAAUUUGCCUUCGGACGAACAUAAAUGUUUUACAUUCAUGACAAUAUUUCAUUUCUUGCAGUUCCAGGAUGGCAAAUACAAGAACAGGAAAUGUUUUACCACGUGGAAGAUAUUCAGAGGCCAAACAUGAUGUGGUGGACUCGCGGUAUUUCACAGCAAGUCCUGUGAAUAUGGAAUAUCCACCCAACACACUCUCUGGAAGUGACGAGUAUGUAAAGUCUGUAUGGAAAAAUGCUUCAUGAGUUGCCAGAAGGAUUUGCUUGGAACCUUUAUAUGUGAUGUUUUCAUGGCUGGUUUACCAAAGUUUCUGUGAUCACAGAAACUUUGAUAGUGUAAAAACUAAAAUAGCCUUCAAGGCUGGCAAUACCACCAAAAGUGUUAUGGCCAAAAAAAUGCACUUUGCCUUUGCCCUGUUUAGACAGAUGCUUAUUAUAUGUUAGUAAGAACAACAGAAACGAAAACACUCUGGUCAGUAGUAACUGUCAUCAAUGGACCACUUGCGUAAUAGACAAAAGUUUGAUCUCAACAAGUCUAGACAAAAAUUUCAUCACAGCUUGAAAGAGCAUCACAAAAUUAGUAAUAUUCCAAAGUUUCGUUGUGAAAUGUUGCAAAAUGCGGAUAAUAAUAUAGCCUUGCGAAGUUUGCCGUUUUUCAGUCAUUUUGCAUUACAAACGGGAAAUUGACAGACCCAAAGGGUAUUGGACUUGUUAAGAUCAAAAUUGUGUCUAUUACGCAAGUGGUCAAUUCAUUACUGUUUUGUUUCUCUAGAUCUGAAAAUGAGCAAACAUUGAAUGUGACCUGGCCUCCGUCACACAAUGCCGUAGAUUCUGACAUCUUACGUCACAGUUUCUCAGAAACUACCCAAGGCUAUGACCAAUCAAUUCCUGAUGAAAUCAAGACCAGAAGAUCAGGCCAUUCACCUACAAAUCAUUCAAUGUCAAACGGACAAAGUCCUCAAAACAAUGACCAGCCUAGGACGGACCAUUUUAGCGCGGAUAAUUCCAAACCCUCGUAUUACUCUAGGAAAAAACAACCAAAACAGUUUAAAUCAGAUCAACAAAGAUCAGAUUUAAAAAGAUCAGAGGGUGAAAGAAGGGAUUCUCUCAACAUCAGAAAACAUUCUCCAUAUUCUGAAGAAGAAACUGUACAUCAUAGGUCAGAGCAACACAGAUCAGAUCCCUCAGAGCGAGGAGAUGAUCUCAAUUCAGGCAAUAUAAGAAAACAUUCACCAUUUUCUAGCCAAGAAACUGUAGUGUACAAAUCAGAUUCCAGCAGGCCAGACCUUCAAGGAAAUAAACAUCUCGCCGACACAAGAGAACAUUCUUCAUAUUCUGAUCAAGAACACGAGAAAGACAAGCGAUUAUCAAAACACUCAGAUUGCGAAAGAAAGGAUUAUCAAACCACUAAAAAACAUUCUCCAUAUUCUGAUGAAGAAGCUGUACAUCACAAAGACAACCAAACUCCCAAACACAGUGAGAAGCGUAGCCCCGAACACCGUCUUGGAUCACCUGAUCUUGGCGCGCGAAACUUUAACAGUAUGUCAAGUUUAGCUGAUAGCAGUCGAAUGUCUACGCCUCUCUUUCAACCUCGUGGAGCCACGCGUGUAUCCCCGCACUCCACGCGCGGGUCCCACACACCGAGGUACAAGCAACGAAACCCAAGUGAUGGUUUCGAUAGCGGCUUCGUAGGUUCGGAAGCUAGUCGGAGCUCACGACUAACGACGGACCGUCCCGAUGGAGUACAAAAGUUGAAUAUUUCCAACCAAUGGGAUUCGAGUUUACAUCUUGACUUGGUCUCGGAAAUAGAUGAAAACGAGACUACGUCUUCUCCCGAACAAAUGUCGACAACGUACGAACUUACCACGACAGACGGUCGACAGUCUCCGACGAAGGGUACAAAAAGUCGACAGCUGAAUGAGGACGUGAAAUUCAUUAACUGUACUCCUCCAUCGUCCCCAGAAACAGCCCCAAGGACGCCCGCGGGGUAUUUUGAGUACAGAUCAUCGCAUACUAGGUUGCUUAGCAACGGCGGUAAUUCCUUACCAGUCCACAACACGGCUGAUCCAUUAUUAUCACACAUUAAUGAAAGACCUUUGUUAGAACGCAGGCCUUCUUCAGAACGUGGUUCAAGUGUCGAGGAGACAUCAAGGAUACGUAUGGAUAGACGUAAGAUACGUCGUGCUGGAUCACGUGAUGUUACACCAGAAGUAACUGCAGACAUUAGGGGCAGCGGCAACACAGUGAGGCCACGGCCACCGAGAAGAACAAACGAACAUAAUGAAAGGUUUGUCUCUAAAUUUUAGACAUAAAUUAAUAUUUGUGCAGGAAUAGCGUUGUCAGUAUAAAUCGUUUGCACUCAUUCCCCAGCGCAAACUCAACAAAAGCCCCUGGCGGCCAUGUUGGUGUUCCAGACAAAAGAAUCUAAUUAAAAUUCUUUUGAAUUGGAACACCAACAUGGCGGCUGUGACGUCAUGUGCAAGCGCUCUUUCGAUUACGCUUUCUAGUUCAUUAGUAUAGUUCGUCUGUGUUUACACUAGCGACGUUCAGAUUUGACUUCCACUACCACUCACUGGCUUAGUAAACAUCUGAUUGGUUGAUCGGAUGACGGAUAUAUCAAACGCAUCUGAUUGGCUAAUGGUGGACGUCAAAUCUGAACCUCACUAAUAUAACGGAUCAUUUCUAUAAAUCUGGCCAUUAAUAAAUCGUUUGAGGUUUCUACAAAAUAGUGAAUGUUUUAUCUUUCCAGGAAAUCACAAGUCUUACGAAAUGAAGUUGAUUCACUUCAUGAUCACGUGGACACAUUACAACGUCCACGUGUCACUAUGGACAUGUACGACGAGUUCCGAGAUCAUGACGAACAGUUACGGAGAGGCCAUGAACGAAAACAUGAGAGGAAACUUGACGAACUGAGACAGAGUAUCGAGCAGCUGAAACAAGAUAUCAAAUCUAGGAAUAGAAAAGACCGACGGAGACCCGAUCGGGAUACGGAAUUCUACGACGAUUUCCGAAGUGAGUUGCGAAAAGUAACAGACAGAUUAGACGAACUAACUGCACUGCGUAAUACGUCGGAAACAUCCCCAACUGCCCAUGUAUUACCCUCAGAGUUCCUUACUACCCAUCAUUCUCCCCAUGAUGAAGAUAUGGCAAAACGUUUCAGUAAUCUAGUUCAAAAAGUUGACGAAUUGAGGCUCAGAAUUGAAAAUCCUCGCGAUAAUUUUGGCGCUCCUCGUGAAACGUCCAGACAUUUUUGUCGUCUUUGUUACGAAGCUGACGUACAACAUCGUGGUAAUGGAACUGAAAAUGCCGCUGGCCAUCAACCACGGGCAUCGACUCCGUUUGUUUCAGAUGUUCACCACGGACCGGAAUCCACAGCUAAAGUAGAGCACAGGUACGUUAUGGUCUAAUGCAGUAAAUUGUCGUGGUUUGUGUCUGAACUACCUGAAAAUACAUCUCAAACGUGGUGGUCCAGUGUAGGUAAUAUUCUACAAUAAACUGUCGUGGUUUGUGUCUGAACUACCUGAAAAUAUAUCUCGAACGUGGUGGUCCAGUGUAGGUAGUAUUCUACAAUAAGCUUAGGCUACCUGAAAAGGCCUAGGCACUGCUAACAAAGAUUCUCAAUUCUGAGCUUUUUUGUAAAUUUUUUAGAUCGUAUCUAUCCUCCACAUAUCCCGGUGCAAUACUACAGCAAUCCCCUGUUAUCCAUCAUAUCCACACAUACCACAAAGGUCCUGGAUUGAGACAGCAGUACGAGACAGACUCUGACGAUGAUGUGAAGAGGUUUGAAUAUUACUUUAUUUAUACUUGCUAGCAAUGCUAGACUGGUAACAAAGAUUCUCAAUUCUGAGCUUUUUUGUAAAUUUUUUAGAUCGUAUCUAUCCUCCACAUAUCCCGGUGCAAUACUACAGCAAUCCCCUGUUAUCCAUCAUAUCCACACAUACCACAAAGGUCCUGGAUUGAGACAGCAGUACGAGACAGACUCUGACGAUGAUGUGAAGAGGUUUGAAUAUUACUUUAUUUAUACUUGCUAGCAAUGCUAGGCUGGUGUGUCUAUCAGUUCUAAACUGUUCUUCCUUCAGGUCCAGUAAGGGUAAUGUCUUAUUGAUCCAGUGUUACUACAGGAGGAAACCUAAACUGAACUAACUUUAUUUAUACUGGAUAACUCUAUCAGUUCUUUUCAUUUCUCGUUUUAUUUUCAGAACUCCACGUCGAAAACACGGGAUCCAUCGUUCACGUUAUCGACCAAGACACGUAAACUGUUCUUCUUAGAGGUCCAGUAAGGAUCAUCUCUUAUUGAUCCAGUGUUACUACAGGAGGAAACCUAAACUGAACUAACUUUAUUUAUACUGGAUAACUCUAUCAGUUCUCUCAUUUCUCGUUUUAUUUUCAGAACUCCACGUCGAAAACACGGGAUCCAUCGUUCACGUUAUCGACCAAGACACGUAAGUCUUUCAUUUGAAAUAUAAAAUAUUUAGUAAAUCUUUGUUCAAAUUGCUGUCAUCAUCCCUAUUCAUUCCUAUUCAUCUAUUAAUACAAGGACAAGAAGUUCUUGAAGCAACAUUCCUAUAAGUAUCCUUUGUUUAAAUAUAAACCUUUGUUCCAUUCUUUCAGGAUUUAUCAUACAAUGAUCAUCUAUCACUGGACGACGCUCGCAAGGCAGCUUGGGAUGUUCAACGGCUAUCAAAGAACAUACUGAAUAGCAUAACGCUUGAUUUAACCUCCUUAAAAAGCUAGCAUAGAUUGCUCUUGUUUUAUCUGUAGUUCUGUUUGUACUGCAUUGGCUUGUUGUAAAAUUAUUGGAACAAAAAUAGGGUAACGUCUCUAUGUCUAUCUGUUCAUGGGUUCCUAACUUAUAAACACGGAGACAUGAUUCUAUAACCAAAAAUAGAUAGUGUAUUAUGUCGAAUUUAAAAUUAAUAUAUACGAGAUAUUUUAUAAAGUAUGCAUUGCAAUGUUACCUAUUCCAUUAUUAGAGACCUUACGAUUUUAGGACGGCAACGCGACGGCCACGGC